GCAACACUAGGUGAAGGGGAACAUGGCAGUCGGCGUCAGUGUUCAGCAUGGAUUAUUUAGCAGAAAAACAUCGCUAAUUUACAGUAUUCCCAGAAAGAUAGCACUGAGCGGAGUUUGUAUUCAAAGAGCGGCUGAAAUUCAAAGUGUGAGAGCGUCAACAAACACAGCAGGGGAGAAUCAGCACAGUGAGAAAUACUGCCUGAACCUGGUCAGGUCCAGGGACUAUGAGGGCUUCUUGUCGUGUCUCCUCCUCCCAGAGGAGGCGCGGCGCUCCUCUCUGGCUCUGAGAGCCUUUAAUGUGGAGCUGGCACAGGUGAAGGACUCCGUUUCCCAGAAGACCAUUGGUCUGAUGCGAAUGCAGUUCUGGAAAACGGCUAUAGAGGAGAUCUACAGAGAUGACCCUCCGAACCAGCCAGUCAGCACUGAGCUGUGGAAGGCAGUGAAGACACAUGGUCUUACAAAGAGAUGGUUGAUGAGGAUUGUUACAGAAAGGGAAAAGGACCUGGAUGACAGAGCCUACAGGAACCUACAGGAGCUUGAGAAGUAUUCAGAGAACACACAGUCUUCACUCUUAUACCUGCUGCUGGAGUGUUUAGGAGUGAAAAAUGUUCAUGCAGAUCAUGCAGCAAGUCACAUAGGAAAAGCUCAGGGAAUCGCCACAUGUCUCAGAGCCACUCCUUACAACAGCAGCCGGAGGAAAGUCUACCUGCCCAUGGAUAUUUGCAUGCUGCACGGAGCGUCUCAGGAGGAUUUCAUCCGUGGCAGCCGGGAGAAGAACGUUCGAGAUGUUGUGUUCGACAUCGCCAGCCAGGCUCACGUGCACCUUGAACACGCCCGAUCGUUUAGCCACAACGUUCCAGCAGCAGCAACCCCGGCAUUCCUUCCCACUGUCGUGUUGGAGGACUAUCUGCAGAGAGUCAGGAAAGCUGAUUUUGAUGUUUUCCACAAGAGCCUGCUGAGCAGAAACCCUCUGCUGCCCUUCCAGCUGUACCUCCGUUCCUGGAAGAAGACCUACUGAUUCCAGCUGCCCCCUGUCCCAGUUCAACCAGUUUGACUCUAAGCAACCUGCAGGACUGGCACUCAGAGACUUUACUUACUGAGAUUCUGCUCUCAGAAUGCUAAACAGUACGUUAAUAAAGACACACAGACUUGGUGAAAUAAGAGCACUGGCACUGACAUCCUCACGCUCAGAGAAACUACAAACCCCAGCUGGCUGGUUCUCACUCCAUCAGCUUUGUAUCUGGAGUUUUUUCUUCCUAGAAAACAGAUGGAGGAAAGAUAUGGAGCUCUAACAGAGACACACAGGGCUCUGGAGAGCAAAUGCUGCAGUAAUUAAAUGCUUUUUAAUCUCAA
Molecule: messenger RNA, 1353 nt
Organism: Poecilia reticulata (guppy)
Lineage: Eukaryota; Metazoa; Chordata; Actinopteri; Cyprinodontiformes; Poeciliidae
Gene: ndufaf6
Product: NADH:ubiquinone oxidoreductase complex assembly factor 6
Biological process (GO): mitochondrial respiratory chain complex I assembly; biosynthetic process
Cellular component (GO): mitochondrion
Source: RefSeq, a predicted model, not a curated record